This is a messenger RNA of Beta vulgaris subsp. vulgaris (sugar beet), 1863 nucleotides long. Its product is annotated as lysine histidine transporter 2. The record is from RefSeq and is a predicted model, not a curated record. The transcript is spliced from 8 exons. NCBI's taxonomy places the organism in Eukaryota, Viridiplantae, Streptophyta, Magnoliopsida, Caryophyllales, Amaranthaceae. Gene Ontology annotation, cellular component: plasma membrane. Bases 253 to 1605 code for a protein of 450 amino acids.
AAACACAACUCAUUUCCAGAACUAGAGAUUUCAAAGAUCAACAGCUGCUCAUUUGAAAGUGUUGAUAUUCUUACUAUAUAUUAUAUUAUAUACAGUGUAUUAUAUACUACUAUAUAGUAAGUAUAUUGCUGAUUAUUAGCUGGAGAAAUCAGCAGGAGAUUAAUUAGCUUGAAAAGUUGGAUUAUUUAUAUCUGUUACUACUAUAAAGCUAAGUUGAUCUGAUUUUUGGAGAUUUAUUAUCAAGCAAAUAAAAUGGGUACUCAAGCUCCUGCUGAACACUAUAAUACACCGGAUAUUGAAGCAAAGUUGCAAAAACAAAAGGACAUUGAUGCUUGGCUUCCGAUCACUUCUUCAAGAAAUGCGAAAUGGUGGUAUUCUGCUUUCCACAAUGUCACUGCCAUGGUUGGUGCUGGAGUCCUUAGUCUUCCAUAUGCUAUGUCUAAUCUAGGAUGGGGACCAGGAGUGGUUAUAUUAGUAUUAUCAUGGAUCAUUACAUUGUACACUCUAUGGCAAAUGGUGGAGAUGCACGAGAUGGUGCCAGGGAAGCGAUUUGAUCGGUACCAUGAGUUGGGACAAUAUGCCUUUGGUGAGAAACUAGGCUUGUGGAUUGUGGUGCCUCAACAACUUAUCGUCGAAGUUGGUGUUAACAUUGUUUACAUGGUCACUGGAGGCAGGUCCCUCGAAAAGGUCCAUGAUAUUAUAUGUGCCAAUAAAACAAGUUGUACCCCCAUGAAAACCACCUACUUCAUCAUGAUCUUCUCUUCUGUCCACUUCGUCCUUUCUCACCUCCCUAACUUCAACUCCAUCGCGGGCGUGUCCUUGGCUGCCGCGGUCAUGUCUCUCAGCUACUCCACAAUUGCAUGGGCAACAUCACUAGGCAAGGGUGUACAACCACAUGUUACCUACACAAGUAGGCACCACAGCGACGUAGGAAAGACAUUCGGGUUCUUCAAUGCUCUCGGCGAUGUGGCUUUCGCAUACGCAGGCCACAAUGUUGUGCUCGAAAUUCAAGCAACCAUCCCUUCCACCCCAGAGAAGCCUUCUAAGGGACCUAUGUGGAAGGGUGUCAUCGUCGCCUACAUCGUCGUCGCCUUGUGCUACUUCCCCGUUGCCCUUAUUGGUUACUAUGUUUUUGGUAACACUGUUAGAGAUAACAUCCUUAUUUCCCUUGAGAAACCUGGUUGGCUUAUAGCUAUGGCCAACAUUUUCGUUGUUAUUCACGUCAUUGGAAGCUAUCAGAUAUAUGCCAUGCCAGUGUUUGACAUGAUCGAAACCGUGCUAGUGAAGAAAAUUCGCUUUAAGCCUACUUGGUACCUUAGAUUUAUCGCUCGUAACAUCUAUGUUGCAUUUACAAUGUUUGUUGCCAUUACAUUCCCUUUCUUUGGUGGACUUCUUGGAUUCUUCGGAGGAUUCGCCUUCGCUCCAACUACAUACUUUCUUCCUUGCAUAAUGUGGCUUGCUAUCUACAAACCCAAGAGAUUUAGCCUCUCAUGGUGCGCCAACUGGAUUUGCAUUGUUCUGGGAGUUAUAUUGAUGGUGUUAGCGCCCAUAGGAGGGCUAAGACAGAUCAUAAUUGACUCAAAAAACUACACGUUCUACUCUUAAGAAGCUUCCUAAAUUCGCGGUUUGAAGAAUUAGCAAUGGAGUAAUUUGUUUUGAUAAUGGGGGAUAUGAUGAAAAUCCUACAUUAUCUUAGUGCAAAUUAACUAGGGUACAGUCAGUCAUACAUUUUCUGAAACCUCUACUAUUCUCUUCGUUAAUUCAAAAGUGUUUUUUGUGUGCAUAAUAGAAAUAUUUCUGCUCUGUGUUUCCAAUCAUACUCGGAGUAUUUUCAAAUUUAUGUAUAAAGGGUUGUUUUUGCCA